Molecule: messenger RNA, 1640 nt
Organism: Phascolarctos cinereus (koala)
Lineage: Eukaryota; Metazoa; Chordata; Mammalia; Diprotodontia; Phascolarctidae
Gene: VSIR
Product: V-set immunoregulatory receptor
Biological process (GO): regulation of immune response; negative regulation of alpha-beta T cell activation
Cellular component (GO): plasma membrane
Source: RefSeq, a predicted model, not a curated record
AGCCUCUACUUUCUUGUUAGAGACCUCACCGUCCAGGAGGGACAGAGCCUGCCCUGGCUGCAGGGAGCCCUCCAAGAGCCUCAGAGGGGGUGGAAGCCAGACUGGUUGGAUUUGAGGGAAGGGGGCAGGGCUGUAGAGAAAGUAUGUAGGGAGACCAGGUACCACCCCAGAAAUGGCCUCACAUACUCCACUCUGAAGGCAGCCUCUUAUCUUCAUCCUGAGGAGCCCCAGGCUCUGGGGGCCUCUGAUAAGCUGAGUGUUAGGGCCCCCGAGAGCAGGGAGAGGCACAAGGGUAAGGCUGGCAAAGCGGGGAGGCUGCAGCUCACUGACCCAGGGCCCAGGGAGGGAGAGAACGAGAGACCCUGCUCCAGGUUGCGAAAGCCAGUGGUGCAAGCUUCUGAUGCAGUCAUGGUUAAGUUACGCAGAUCGCUAGGAUGGACCACACGGACAAGAGGUCAGGUGGCAGCCCUCAAGCUCACCACUCCAUACUCCCUCUACGUCUGCCCCGAGGGGCAGAACGUCAGCCUGACCUGCAAGGUCUUGGGCCCACUCGCAGACCGACAUGAUGCACUCUAUAAGACGUGGUACAUGGGCCACCAAGAGAACCAGAGCUGCUCAGAGAGAAGGCCCAUCCGCAAUGUUACAGAUCGAGAGCUGCACCCGCACCAUGGCGGGCAUCACAACACCAACAGCAGCCAGAAUCCUGCUGGGCACAAGGACCUCACUCUGCACCAUGGAGUGGAGCUGAGCUCCGACCACCACGGGAACUUCUCUGUCACCCUGCUCAACCUGACUGUGCAGGACAGUGGCAUCUACUGCUGUCUGGUGGUGGAAUUUAACCACCAUCACUCUCAGCAGAUGGUCCACGGUAUUGUGGAGCUCCAGGUGCAGAAAGGCCAAGCCCCACUCUCCAAAUGCAUAUUGCACCCAGCCUCCACCCAGGAAAGUGAAAAUACCACUGCGGCAGCCUUGGCAACUGGAGCCUGCAUUGUGGGCAUCCUCUGUCUGCCCCUGAUCCUCCUCCUGGUCUACAAACAGCAGCAGGCGGCCUCCCACAGGCGUGCCCAUGAGCUGGUGAGGAUGGAGAGCAAUGCACAGGGUAUUGAGAACCCCGUUUUUGAAGCCGUGCCUCAUGGGAACCCUGAAUCAAAGCCCAAGCCUCCUCUGUCCUACAUGGCUCAGAGACAGCCUUCUGAGUCAGGACGGCACCUUCUCUCGGAACCCAAUACCCCGCUAUCUCCUCCUGGCCUUGGGGAUGUCUUCUUCCCUUCACUAGAUCCUGUCCCUGACUCUCCUGAUACAGAAGCAGUCUAGAACUGCUUAGCAUGGAGGGGGAUGAUAAUAGCAUUGCUGAGGGAGAGGGGCUAGGCCCGGGCAGUCCACAGAUUGGCCCUUUGGACUGAUUCCCCCUUGGACUCAUUGUCUACAGUUCUUUGGUGCUCUCUUGGCCUUCUCCCUCCCAUGCAGACCUAAGGGUCCUGAUGAUCACUCAGGAUCCAACCUAGGGGGAAGAAAAAUGCCUCAUCAAUCAUCUCCCUUGGCCCCUUGGACGCCAGAGAUACCAUGGGACCUACUCCUCUGAGAGACUAAUGAUUUAUCAGCCACACUCAACAUCCUGGGACAAAAUGCUGAGAAUCCUC